Molecule: messenger RNA, 3279 nt
Organism: Scophthalmus maximus (turbot)
Lineage: Eukaryota; Metazoa; Chordata; Actinopteri; Pleuronectiformes; Scophthalmidae
Gene: casr
Product: calcium-sensing receptor
Exons: 7
Coding region: 175-3048 (957 amino acids)
Biological process (GO): intracellular calcium ion homeostasis; regulation of calcium ion transport; detection of calcium ion
Cellular component (GO): membrane
Molecular function (GO): calcium ion binding; G protein-coupled receptor activity
Source: RefSeq, a predicted model, not a curated record
AAUUCAUUCAGCACCCUGGAUAUUUUGGGGAAAGGCUUUAAAAUCGCUGCAUAGCUGCAGAUUGACUGCUUCAAGUGUAUUUAAUACAGACAGGUGCCAGGCGGCAGGUAUCCACUUCUGUGCAAACAUGAAUAUAACAGAAGAGCGCAGCGGGCGAAUUUGUGGGAGAAGAUUAUGCUGAGAAUAUCUUCAUUCUGUGGAGUUGUGGAACAUAAUCCAAUCCAUUUGGGGAAAACGAAAAUAAAAAUGAGACUAGUUCUGUAUUAUCUGAUACUCUUGGGGUCCAGUUAUGUCACUUCAACUUAUGGGCCCCAUCAAAGAGCACAGAUGACCGGUGACAUUUUACUGGGAGGUCUUUUCCCAAUACACUUUGGUGUUUCAUCCAAAGACCAAGACCUUGCAGCCCGACCAGAAUCCACACAAUGUGUCAGGUUCAAUUUCCGUGGUUUCCGUUGGCUCCAGGCCAUGAUUUUUGCAAUCGAUGAGAUCAACAACAGCAGCACUCUCCUGCCCAACAUCACUCUGGGCUACAGGAUAUUUGACACAUGCAACACAGUGUCAAAAGCCCUGGAAGCUACCCUUAGUUUUGUGGCCCAAAAUAAGAUUGACUCCUUAAAUUUAGACGAAUUUUGUAACUGCACUAAUCACAUCCCAUCAACUAUUGCAGUAGUAGGAGCAGCUGGAUCUGCAGUCUCCACAGCAGUUGCAAACUUACUGGGUCUUUUUUACAUUCCUCAGAUCAGCUAUGCCUCCUCUAGUCGUUUGCUGAGCAACAAGAAUCAGUACAAGUCCUUCAUGAGAACCAUUCCUACAGACGAGUACCAGGCCACAGCCAUGGCAGACAUCAUUGAGUACUUCCAGUGGAACUGGGUCAUCGCUGUGGCCUCGGACGAUGACUAUGGACGCCCAGGGAUCGAAAAGUUUGAGAAGGAAAUGGAAGAGCGAGACAUCUGCAUUCACCUAAAUGAACUUAUCUCUCAAUACUUUGAGGACCAUGAAAUCCAAGCUCUGGCAGAUAGGAUUGAAAACUCGUCAGCCAAAGUGAUUGUUGUGUUCGCCAGCGGCCCAGAUAUUGAGCCUUUAAUCAAAGAGAUGGUCAGGAGAAACAUCACAGAUCGCAUUUGGUUGGCCAGCGAAGCAUGGGCCAGCUCCUCCCUCAUUGCUAAACCAGAAUAUCUAGAUGUUGUUGCAGGGACUAUUGGCUUUGCCCUAAAGGCAGGGCCUAUACCUGGCUUUAGGGAGUUUUUACAACGAGUUCAACCACAGAAAGACAGUCACAACGAAUUUGUCAGGGAGUUUUGGGAGGAAACCUUCAACUGUUAUCUGAAAGACAGUCCAAGACUGCAAGAAAGUGACAGCACUAGUUUCAGGCCUUUGUGUACAGGUGAGGAAGACAUCACAAGUGUUGAAACCCCGUACCUGGACAACACACACCUCCGAAUCUCCUAUAAUGUGUAUGUUGCAGUGUAUUCCAUUGCACAGGCCCUGCAGGACAUACUCACCUGCACACCUGGUCAUGGACUUUUUGCCAACAAUUCCUGUGCAGAUAUAAAGAAAAUGGAAGCAUGGCAGGUCCUGAAGCAGCUCAGACAUUUGAACUACACCAACAGUAUGGGGGAAAAGAUCCACUUUGAAGAGAAUGCCGACCUGGCAGCAAAUUACACUAUAAUAAACUGGCACAGGUCUGCUGAAGAUGGCUCCGUGGUAUUUGAGGAGGUUGGAUACUACAACAUGCACGCUAAGAGAGGAGCCAAACGGUUUAUUGACAAGACAAAGAUUCUAUGGAAUGGAUACAGUUCAGAGGUGCCAUUCUCUAACUGCAGCGAGGACUGUGAACCUGGCACAAGAAAGGGCAUCAUCGAUAGUAUGCCCACUUGCUGCUUUGAAUGCACUGAGUGUUCAGAUGGAGAGUACAGUAAUCACAAAGAUGCCAGCGUUUGUACCAAGUGUCCAAAUAACUCCUGGUCCAAUGGGAACCACACUUUCUGCUUCCUGAAGGAAAUUGAGUUUCUCUCCUGGACAGAACCUUUCGGAAUAGCUUUGGCCAUAUGUGCAGCACUGGGAGUGGCCUUGACAGGCUUUGUGAUGGCAGUGUUUGUCAGAUUUCGCAACACCCCAAUAGUGAAGGCCACAAAUCGAGAACUGUCCUACGUGCUCCUGUUCUCGCUUCUCUGUUGCUUCUCCAGCUCGCUCAUCUUCAUUGGAGAGCCACAGGAUUGGAUGUGCCGCUUACGUCAGCCUGCCUUUGGGAUCAGUUUUGUUCUCUGUAUCUCUUGCAUCCUUGUGAAAACCAACAGGGUUCUUUUGGUGUUUGAAGCUAAAAUCCCUACAAGUCUUCACCGUAAAUGGUGGGGGCUCAACCUACAGUUUCUGCUGGUGUUUCUGUGCACAUUUGUCCAAGUCAUGAUAUGUGUGGUCUGGCUUUACAAUGCCCCUCCUUCCAGUUACAGGAAUUAUGACAUUGAUGAGAUCAUUUUUAUCACCUGCAACGAGGGCUCUGUGAUGGCUCUUGGGUUUCUCAUUGGCUAUACAUGUCUCCUGGCAGCCAUAUGUUUCUUCUUUGCAUUUAAAUCCCGUAAACUUCCAGAAAACUUUACAGAGGCUAAGUUUAUCACUUUCAGUAUGCUUAUAUUCUUCAUUGUUUGGAUCUCUUUUAUCCCCGCUUACUUUAGUACAUAUGGUAAGUUUGUGUCAGCUGUGGAGGUCAUUGCUAUAAUGGCAUCCAGUUUUGGGAUGCUGGCCUGUAUCUUCUUCAACAAGGUCUACAUAAUCCUUUUCAAACCAUCCCGGAACACCAUUGAGGAGGUCAGAUGCAGCACGGCAGCCCACGCUUUCAAAGUGGCCGCCAAAGCGACACUAAAGCAUAGCACAGCUUCAAGAAAAAGGUCCAGCGGAUCUUCUGCCUCGACUCCGUCCUCGUCCAUCAGCCUGAAGACCAACGGCAAUGACCCGACUUCAGCAAAGCAUCAGCCACGGGUGAGCUUUGGCAGUGGAACUGUUACUCUGUCCUUGAGCUUUGAGGAGUCAAGGAGGAGUUCUCUGAUGUGAUAGCAUGUGUGCGUGUGAAUGUGUCAAAUUUCAUCUGUGCCAUUAAUAGGGUGUGUUUUUUCUUUUUCUUUUUUUUACAUGUAAACCUUUUAAUCUUUCCAUCUUCUUAACAUUUUGUCAGAAACAUGUUUCUCUCGAGGAAAAAAUCACUCCAACUAGCCUACUGUACUAUACCUGAAUCCUGUGACUCGUUGAUGUAUACUAAGCCUGCUAAUAAUAAUAAAACAUUUU